Messenger RNA from Aplysia californica (California sea hare), 739 nucleotides. Its product is annotated as probable glutathione S-transferase 7. Gene Ontology annotation, molecular function: glutathione transferase activity. Lineage: Eukaryota; Metazoa; Mollusca; Gastropoda; Aplysiida; Aplysiidae. The record is from RefSeq and is a predicted model, not a curated record. Gene Ontology annotation, biological process: glutathione metabolic process.
UUUGUCGAAACAACUUCCUUACAGCUAGAUCUAAUCUUUGAGAAUGCUGCCUUACUUUGUUGUCGUUUUCGUUUUCAAAUGAAGGAGUCCAGCGAUAGUUAAUUUUGAAGCAAACUAGCUGGGAUCAAAAUCAUGGCGGACUCAAAACUGAAAUUGAAUUAUUUCAAUGUGAAGGGCCGGGCUGAGCUGUCCAGACUAGUGCUGGCGGCUGCCGGGAAGGAAUAUGAGGAUUUACGGUUCUCACGCGAAGAGUGGCCCAAUUACAAAAAGGCAACCCCGUUUGGGCAAACUCCCACAUUGGAGGUGGACGGUAAACUUAUCGCACAAUCCACGGCUAUUGCAGCGUUCUUGGCUCGUGAGUUUGGUUUUCACGGGAAGACGAACAUGGAGUCGUUGGAGAUAGACCAGUGGCUCAAUCUGAAGCAAGAUUUUUUCUCUGAGAUUCGCAAAGCAGUGGUGGAGAAAGACGCAGAGAAACAGUUGACCCUGGCUGACCUGGUUGUCUUUGACAUCGUCACUGGAAUUGUUGAAGGCAAAAUUUGUGGCUUGGAGAAUUUUCCUCUGGUCAAAGCUCUCGUGGACAAAGUUGGCGCCGUGGAGAGAAUCAAAAGUUGGAUAGAAACUCGACCCGUCACGAUCUCGUAGUCGCACUGUUAUAGGAAACACAGUCUAUACAGGGCAUAGGGAAACACGCACAUAGCGAAAAACAUACAUUAUCUAACACGGACAUAGCGAAAAA